Molecule: messenger RNA, 1516 nt
Organism: Haliotis rubra (blacklip abalone)
Lineage: Eukaryota; Metazoa; Mollusca; Gastropoda; Lepetellida; Haliotidae
Product: carbonic anhydrase 2-like
Exons: 8
Coding region: 941-1372 (143 amino acids)
Cellular component (GO): cytoplasm
Molecular function (GO): zinc ion binding; carbonate dehydratase activity
Source: RefSeq, a predicted model, not a curated record
UGGUUGCUAUGUUUAGUUUCCUCAGAAAUCUACGCUGUUGUCAAUGAGCUGGUGCUUGACACGGAAGUUACUCGCUGUAGUUGCUGAUGAAUCUCCCAGAGUGAGAAACUUCCCUCACUCACAGAAGAGAGAUCAGAAGAGUCACAUCCAUUCUUGGAGCACAGCAGGUCGAGAUUUACAAGGACAAGUGCAGAUACCCACCUGUCAAGAAUGAUCAAGGACCACCGUGCAACAAUAUGAACUAAACAACCCUAGUUCACAGCUAGGGUUAACUCUCUUUGUCUAUCAAAGAAUACCAUCAGUUGGUUUGUGGAUGUUGUGACAAUGUAUUCAGGAACUGAGAUGAUUGUACAAAAAUGCGUUCCUGACUGUGAUCAUACUUCUUGUGUGUUGUGUGUUCAACUUGAUUACUAGACGGUGGAGAACAUCGAUCAGUACAUACUACCAUGGAUAAAGAUACAGAUGUUUUAAUUUCUGACAGCAGUAGAAACAGCCUUGUGGCAAUAUGGCAGCUUCUCACUGACAGUCCUUGCAAGAAAUGUAGUUUAGUCCUCGGUUUUGGAGUGAUUUUGAUAACUGUGAUAACCUUGGUGGUAGUGUUCACACAUCAGCCUACAGGCCCGUCUGAUGACAUAUGUCCAGCUACUCCCUCGGUCACAUUCACCUACAACCCUCAUGGUGCUGAUGGUCCCCUACACUGGAGCCACCUGGCUCCUGAGACGCGGUGCUGUGCCGGCUCCAUCCAGUCCCCAUUGACAUCAAGACCCAGAGUCUCCACUGUCGAGGUUUUACUGCCAUCACCUACCAGGGCAGCCAGACAGGUGCCCUGGGUGGAAGCAUCAGUUCCACAGGCCAGGGAGCUGUUCUCGCCUUCUCUAAGCAGCACCAACUGGUGACGAGACUUCUGCCUGAGGUCACCAAUGACUAUGUCCUUGACUCUAUGCACUUCCACUGCCCCUCGGAACAUCACGUGGACGGCAAACCCAUGUCUGGAGAGAUGCACCUGGUUCACUACAAGAAGCAGUACGGCAGUUUUGGAGCUGCUGUUGCCAAGCAGGAUGGAUUAGCAGUCAUUGGUAUAUUUCUGGAGGAAGGACCAUCUUCAAACAACUCGGCAUUCAACUCAUUCUCAGAUGGGGUACAAAAGCUGAACAACAACGGAACUGGUAUCUCAGUGACCCUGGAUCCUCGGCAACUGCUGCCCCCUGGUGGCAAGUUCUACACGUACUUCGGCUCGCUGACAACACCAUCGUGUUCUGAGUCCGUCCGAUGGAUCGUGAUGCAGAAACCAGUCAUCACUACCCAGGAGAAGGUGGACAUACUGAGGGACACUGAAGGUGAAAGAUGCAGCUCAUCUCUCAGAUUUCGGUAACGCCAGACCCCUCCAGUCACUGAAAAGUCGAAGAGUGGAUAGCAACACAUGUUAGUUCCUGGGUACCAUAUUCUACAACAACAGGGGUUGUACUGGGUGGGUGUGACACAUUUGAUCUGACACAUUUGAUGGAUGUUGCUUAAU